This is a messenger RNA of Gekko japonicus, 906 nucleotides long. Its product is annotated as cholinesterase-like. NCBI's taxonomy places the organism in Eukaryota, Metazoa, Chordata, Lepidosauria, Squamata, Gekkonidae. The record is from RefSeq and is a predicted model, not a curated record. Gene Ontology annotation, biological process: acetylcholine catabolic process; choline metabolic process. Gene Ontology annotation, molecular function: acetylcholinesterase activity. Gene Ontology annotation, cellular component: plasma membrane. The transcript has 2 exons. The annotation marks the transcript as partial.
AUGGGGCUGCCUUUGGCCUUUGGAGGAGAUCCCACGCGGGUGACCAUUUUCGGACAUAGUGCUGGAGGAGCCUUGGUGGGUUUCCAUCUCCUCUCCCCAGAAAGCCAGCCCCUUUUUGCCCGGGCUGUGAUGCAAAGUGGAACUAUGAAUGCUGUCUGGGCUUGGAUAAGUCCUGAGGAGGCCAAACAGAGAGCCCUUGAUCUGGCCCAAAAGCUGGGCUGUACUCAAGAUGAUGGCGCUGAUGUGGUGACAUGCCUGCAGAGAAAGGAAGUAGGGGGUUUCACUCAGUAUGAGUUAUCUGCAUUGAAUAAUACGAUGCUUCUGUACAUUCCCUUCACGCCCACCACUGAUGGAGAGUUCCUUCCCAAGGACCUGCAGACACUUCUGGAUACUGGGUGCAUUCCAAACAAAGCCGUUCUCAUUGGCACUACUUCCGACGAAUGGGCUUUGUACAUGUCGAACACUUUUCCAGAUGUCAAAGAUGUGCUAAUAACUAGGGAGCAGCUGGUGGAGGGUGUGAAGAGGAUGGUACGAGGGGCCACAGAAAACGUUGUUGAGGCUGUGGUGCAGGAAUACAGCAAAGAGGUCCAUGGCCCCACAUCCUACCGCUCGGUCAUGGUGCAGUCCAGUAGUGAUUACUUCUCCGUAUGCCCCUCAGCAGAAAUUGCUGCAAAGUUGACCGAAGCUGGGAGUCCUGUGUACACUUACUACUUCACACAGCACACCUCGGGAUCUGUUUGGCCUGAGUGGUUUGGGGCACCCCAUGGUGCUGAACUGCCUUACAUAUUUGGCACUUUUAAGACAGUCCUGGCUGCCAACCAAACAUGCACAGAGGAGGAGGCUGCGUUAAGCCGCAGGGUGCAGCGAUACUGGGCAGAGUUUGCUAGACAUGGGAAUCCUAAUGGG